AUGGACGUCUGGUACCACGACCCGGGCUUCAAACUUGACGAGCCUUUCUGCUACAUCAACCAUUCAGGGCUCAACCACAGGACCAGUCACGGUAGUGCCGUCUGGAGUCUCUGGUUUACCGUCAAGUUCUGCAUCUCCCACAGAAACAAACUGCCUAACACGGCGUCGGUCUUUCCAACAAGCCUUACUGCCGUGCCUCCUUUCCCCGCAAAUUCCAGCUCCAUCAUCUGGCCGAGUGGCACCAUUGCCUCCAUCACUGAAGAGCCUGAGCCCUCGUCAACUUCACCUUGGAACAGUACUUUGACCUCCUCGCCAGUCAUAUCAGGAACCAAUCCAACUCUUUCGCUGUCCCCCAACUCAACACUCUCGGCCAGCGCUAAUGCUACCUGGACGGGGACCAGUCAACCUGCGGAUCCAGCGACGUCUACGUCUGGUGUUUUCGUGCCGCCGUGGCCUGUGUCCAAUUCUACGACCCUACCUAGAGGAACAGGAACGGGAACGGGAACGAUCCCCAUGACAACUGGGACUGCAGUGCCUUCAGGCUCAACUCCCACAGUACCAUGGCCUACGUUCAACUCAACCACGGUAUCCCUCACAGGAACCGUUUCCAUCCCGGUAAUUACAUCGUCCAUAAUUGUCGGUACGGGGUUCUCAAGUCCCUCCAGGGUCUUCACUUGGACAAAUCACACCUCGGGUAUUCCAACUAGCAACAGUACAGGCACUGGUGCUAUCACCGCGACGGGCUCAGUAACCGCCACCACUCAUUGGCCAAGUGUGAACACUACGUUGAGCUCUCAACAGAGCGCGAUUCUCUCUCCAAGUAAUGGGACAAUUUUGAAUACCUCAACGUCGAAUGCGACUCCCAGCAUCACAUCGGGAGGGUUUUCUACAACCGACGCUCCUCCGUUUCCAACCGGCAACUCCUCUGUCGUUCCCUUCCCGACUGGGUUCAAUACAUCGAGCAUCUGGCUCUCCACAGUCAUGUCGACCCUUGUUAUACCCGCCACCCUUCCCAAGAACCGGGGUCACCGCCGAUCCCACUCUGACCGGAAUCUCCUCUACUGCCAAUUCUACGAGACCAUUACCUUCCUUACCACCCUUCCCGUCAGUGAACUCCUCUCGCCCAGCGAACACAACCAUUACUAUCUCCGGGACAGGCACUACGGUGAUAUCGACAUUGACUUCCAGCACCAACUCUACCGUUUUCCCGUCGCCUCCAUUCCCGGUCACGAACUCUACUUCCCCUCCGUCUACCUUGGGCAGCCUAACGGUGGUACCAUCACAGGUCUCCCAAACUCAACCAUAGAGCCACCGUUCCCAACUCGGAAUGGAACGUCGGCGGCAGGACCUACAGGAACCGCACCUCCGGAAGGAUCUGGAACUGUCUUCUUCACAACUGAGCCCCCAGAGACAUCGAGCGGUCUCAACGCCACGGCAACGACGCCUCCAUUCCCUGCUGGCAAUGUCACCUGCACCAUCAGGCGCGGUAGCUUCGACAUUGACAAUCACAAGAGCCGACCGCCGCACCACGCAAACCCUUACAGUCUUGCGGUCUGCAACAUUGACGCCGCCGUUCCCAACUUCAAACGGAACCAUCGUGCCUACUGCCACAGGGGCUGGUCCUCCACCUGGAACUGUGAUUCCGAGCGUGCCCUUCAGCCAGUUGCCGAACUCAACAUUCUCGUCGCUGCCAUCUUCAUCGUCGUCGUCUUCGCCAGUGUACCCUCCUACUGGGCCUUCAACUACUCCUGCCACUGUCACCAACUCCACAGGGCCGACGGGGUCUUCAACACCAUGCCAUACGUCUCAUCCAUGCCAACCUGCACGUCCAAGUGGCAGAACACGACCUCUACAAAGCCCUCAACCGGAGCUACAAACAGAACUUCCAGCAACACCGCCACGACUCUCCUAACAGCAACAACCAAGGCUUCGGUCUCGGUCGAGGGAGACAGUACCACCAUGUUCGAGCCCGAUGGCCCGGUGGUGCCGACUACCACAGUCAGCGACUUCACUCUGCCAUCUAACAAGGCCUACCCGUGGGGCGGCAACGGGCCCCUAUUCCGGCGUCCUAACACCACCGCCUCCGACAGUGAGGAGAUGCCAGUCCGCCAGCCUGGUGGGUGGUGGCUGCGGUGGAAGCGGCAUUUCGACCGAUCGCGAUCGAGAGCGAAGUAG
This is a messenger RNA of Colletotrichum gloeosporioides, 2175 nucleotides long. RefSeq lists its product as uncharacterized. The transcript is spliced from 8 exons. Bases 1 to 2175 code for a protein of 724 amino acids. NCBI's taxonomy places the organism in Eukaryota, Fungi, Ascomycota, Sordariomycetes, Glomerellales, Glomerellaceae. The record is from RefSeq and is a predicted model, not a curated record.